This is a messenger RNA of Juglans microcarpa x Juglans regia, 717 nucleotides long. RefSeq lists its product as uncharacterized. The coding region runs from base 56 to 550 and encodes 164 amino acids. NCBI's taxonomy places the organism in Eukaryota, Viridiplantae, Streptophyta, Magnoliopsida, Fagales, Juglandaceae. The transcript has 5 exons. The record is from RefSeq and is a predicted model, not a curated record.
AGUUGCAGCGAAUAGUAAACGUAGGGAGCGAAGCACCCGAUCAAAACCGCGGGAAAUGGAGGACCGCCCUGAAGGACGACAAGCUCAGACAGACGGUUAUUCGGCCAACUCAGAAACCCUAAUCUCAGAACCACCUAUCGAUCAAUCAUCCACAUCUCCUCAAACCGCAUCCGAUCUUGCUGAGGAUGACCGCGCCGAACCAGUACCUGCCCUCAACCAGACUGAGAUCUUCAGAGCCCUCGAGGUCGUCGAGAGAGACUCUGUGGCCAUGGCCGAGAGCUUCACUUCCCUCUUCGCUUCUCUUCGUUUAGCUCUCUCUGAGGUUACUAGUGGCUCUGUUGAUCACGUGCAUUGCUUCAGUGAUGCUGCAGGCCGUCUUCAAGAAUCUGUUCUUGAUGCUGCAACAAAGGGUAAUUGGUACAUUAAUUCAUGUCUCAGAUUAAAUGAGGAGAUGAAGGGCAUCGACAGUCUAGCUACACAGCUAAAAAUCGUGAGGAUAAACGUAGAUGCUUUAGACACAGCUGUGAACAAGCUUCUCCGUCUUCCAUGAAGUUUGAGGUGCUUAGCUCAAUAGUUAUACAUUAACUUCAUUGUCUUUUCCUUUCAUUCCUUUUGUAUUUAUGUAAUGUACGGGUACUUUUGCUUGGAAUUUGAGAAUAUUAUAACAUUGAAUCGUGAUACUGCAGUGAAUAUGAAAACUCUCAUGAACGUUUUUGA